GCUCGCUGAUCCAAGUUCCUCAGGAAACCCCCUCAUAGCAUAAAUAUCUCCCGACCUCCCCCUUGAAGCCUCAACCUCUCUCUCUGUUCUCUCGGUAUCCAACAGUAUUCAGCUUUCGACUAUUACAAGCAUCAUCUCUCUCAAGCUCUCUUCUAAGCUCUGCUCUCUAUCAAUACACUCUUAGCAAUCAUCUUCCCUUUCGUUCUGACAGCUUCUCUACUACUUCUUCCCAAGGCUCUCAACCAACUCUCCCAACACCAUGCUCUUCAAGGCUUUCCUCGGUGCCACUAUCAUGGCCCUUCUCGGUCUUGGUGCUUCCGCUGCUGCUAUCGAUGGCAACAACAUCGGUGAACUCCAAGCUCGUCAGGACAUGUUCAAGGGUCCUUUCAAGGGUGACCUCACCUUUUACGACACUGGUCUCGGUGCUUGCGGUUUCAAUGAUACCGGUCGUCAUGGCAUUGUCGCCCUCUCCCACCACAAAAUGGGUACUGCCUCCAACAACAACUUGAACCCUCACUGCAACCGCCGCGUCCGCCUUCGUGCCAAUGGGAAGACUGUCGAGGGCAUUGUUCGUGAUAAGUGCAUGGGAUGUGCCAAGGAGGACAUUGAUGUCAGCCCCGACAUGUUCGCUGCCCUUUACGAUCUCGGUGUCGGUCGUGCUCGUGUUACCUGGGAGGUCAUCUAAAGGGUCAAUCUUCUCUGUGCGCGCAUAUACUGUUAUGUUGCCCACGUUGGACCUUUUUUUUCGUUUCUUUUUGCCGUCAUCACUGAAAAUGAGGCAAAGAAAAACAACCCUUUUUUUGUAAUCGCAUCAAAACAAUGCGGUAUCUUGGAGCGGCUUAGGAGAGAUGGCCGGCCUCCUUUUGUACUUAGUAGUCAGUUCUCUUACAUCGGCCUUUGUGGCCUCGACAAUUAACUGACUUUUUCGUGAUC
Messenger RNA from Sodiomyces alkalinus F11, 933 nucleotides. RefSeq lists its product as hypothetical. The transcript is spliced from 2 exons. Bases 260 to 685 code for a protein of 141 amino acids. Lineage: Eukaryota; Fungi; Ascomycota; Sordariomycetes; Glomerellales; Plectosphaerellaceae. The record is from RefSeq and is a predicted model, not a curated record.